Penicillium chermesinum is the source of this 2394-nucleotide messenger RNA. It is a transcript of the gene ace1, whose product is annotated as putative C2H2 transcription factor (Ace1). The coding region runs from base 1 to 2394 and encodes 797 amino acids. The record is from RefSeq and is a predicted model, not a curated record. NCBI's taxonomy places the organism in Eukaryota, Fungi, Ascomycota, Eurotiomycetes, Eurotiales, Aspergillaceae. The transcript is spliced from 4 exons.
AUGUCGUCCACCCAGCAAGUUGAAACCGCCCGGGUGCACCCUCGCCGCCAACCCAUCUUAAACACAGCCCUCCCAUCCCUGGUGACCGAGUCUCCUACUUCCAAGAUGCCCUUGAAGAAGGGAGAGACUUUCCAUACUCCAACGUCUCCUGCCAAAAGUCAAGAUCCUGUCUUGGAUGUUCGAUCUUUGCCUCGCCGUUCCCCAACCUGUUUGGAGGCCCUAACUGCCACUGAGGAGCGUAUGACCUCGAUUCUCAGUCGGCUGACACUGGAUGCCAGUGACGAGGAAGCUGACUCUACGUCCAAAGACCAUCGCUCUUCUUUUGAGGCGGACGGCAUGCACUUCUCAGACAAGCAAGUGCAAGAAGAGGACCAUGGUCACGAAUCUGACAGCGGCCUGGGAACCUCGGUCGGUAGCAGAGACGAUAUCUCAAGCCCCAAAGUAGACACUGCAAACGCAAAACUCCAGCUUCCUUCCCUCGGAGAGAACGCGGGGCCCAGGCGCCAGCUGGACAUUGCAGCCUGCAAGCAGAUCGAGCGGCACAUCAUAGUUCCCAUUCUUAACGAAGAGAAACUCAAACCAUUCCAUCCUCUCGUCCGAACUGUCCCGCGCCGGAUAGUGAAGAAGCAGAUCGUCUGCCUUCGAGAUCUUGAAAAGACCCUUCUCUGGCUCGCACCGAAGUUCUCGACCUCGCGAGCUUCCUAUCUGCAUUUCUCGGAGUUUACUAUUCAGUGCCUGCACACUUCGACUUCUCACCUGAACGAUCGGGAUCAACGCCUACCUGCCGAUCGCCCUUACACUAACGGUUACUUCCUUGACCUCGUGGCUCAGGUCCGACGAUACGCAGCUAUGAUUCAGGCUUCUCGCGAAAGGGUGCAGGCCACCCAAGAGGCCCAGGAGAAGAAGGGCGAGACGGGCGAGACGAGUGAGAAAGCUGACAAGCCUGAGGUCAGUGUGCCAACUGCUACUCUGGAAGGUGGCCUUGCGCAGACUGGAAAGCCUCUUGAAUUGGUUAUCGUCCAGGAUGGCAAGCCCAUCUCCAUGCGCACUGGUCUUCCCUACGAGCCUCAGCAAACUCCAAGCACGUUCAAACGCGCUAUCAGCUUCAAUGAGCACGUCGACGAGGGUGUUCAACGUUCCAUGGCACGCCGCAAGAAGAACGCUCCUCCUAUGGACAUUAACCAAAAAUGUGCUCACUGCGACAAGGUCUUCAAGCGCCCUUGCGAUCUGACAAAGCACGAAAAGACCCAUUCUCGUCCCUGGAAGUGCUCGGAGCCAUCUUGCAAAUAUUUUCAACUCGGAUGGCCUACUGAGAAAGAACGUGAUCGUCAUGUCAACGACAAGCACUCGGAAACUCCGGCAUUGUACAAGUGCAACUUCAAGCCUUGCACCUACGCCUCCAAGCGAGAAUCCAACUGCAAGCAACACAUGGAGAAGGCUCACGGCUGGGUUUACAUUCGAUCCAAGAACAAUGCCCGUGGUGGAAGCAAACGCGGUUCUUCUAUCCAGGCUUCGCGUACGCCAAGUGUCUCAACCCCCGCUUCCAAGUCUGCCGAUUUCCCUACCCCCGUUAGCGGACCCAGCCCCUCUCCCCUUCCGUCUCUCUUCCCCGAAACCCAGUUUAAUUUCAACGACCCGCCGGCUCCUGCUCACGGUGAUGAGUACUCCGGAUUCUUCGACAAUUCGCCCUACCAAAACUCUACGGGUGGCAUGAGCAGCGACUACAGCUUCCCGACAUCCUUCAACUUGGAUUCGUUCCAAGCCCAGUUUGAGGCCGGCGACCCCAACGGACUCAUCCCCGAACUGGAGCUUCACCGGGAAUCCAUGAACCCGAUGUCCGUUCCGUCCGCCGACUCUGUCCCUGAGCUCAUGGGCAUGUCCUACGAAGGCUCGCCUCUGGAAACCGCCGACAACAACAGCCUGAACUUUGAUUUCGAGUGGAGCCAGCUUGGCGGUGACAUGACGUCCAUGUCGGACAACUACACUGCGUUGCACAUGCAGCUGCCAACCCCUGAGCCCGUCGAGUCUCACAUGCAGAAAGGCCUUGCCAUGGGACUGCCUCAAAUGCCAAUGGGUGGUGCGGGCAACCUGCCUGGCCUCUCCCCUGGAGCCCAAGGAAACUUGAUGCUCUACUCCCCUGAAUCGAGCGCUGAUCAGUAUGAUUACGGUGUUCACGCUCCCAGCGGCAAUGACUUCACGCUUUAUGAGCAGCCUGCUAUGCAGAUGCGAAACGUCGCAUCAGUCAACCGCAACCAGGCGGCCCAGUACCGCCAGUCUCAGACCAUGUUCCCUCCUUUGGCCGAGCAGGGUCUGCAGACUUGGCCUGAGCAGCACCCCCAAAAUGGCGGUUCUGAAUCUUAUCUCCCUUCCGACAUGGAACUCAAGUUCAUGUAA